AUGGAAGCCCUCCUCCUCCCUCCUUCGCCGGAACCCAAAAAUCCAAUCACCGAUCCGGCGGAUACAAAGGCGAAUCACCAGCCGGAGCAUUUCCGGGAAGAAUCCAAUGAUGAGUCGGUGAAGAAGAAGAUGAAGCUAUCGAAUUUAGAAAAGAGAAAGCUCAAGGGAAAGAAGAAAGUUAUAAUCAACAACGACGAGGCGUCUUCCUCUUGUUCAUCAUCAUCUACCUCAAACCUCAAUUCCACUCGAAGGGUUUCUCGAGUGGCUCAUAAAUUGCGAAACCCUCCGGUGCGGUUAGCUAUGGCUCGACGAAGCGUCGGAGAGCGACAAGCCGAAGCCUUGGCGCUUCCUCUGGGCAUGUCAUUUGCGGCUUUUGCCAAUCUGGUUCUUGAGAGAAAGAGUGCCUCUGGCCAGAAUGUAUAUGUUGAUGAUCUUGCAGUGAUUUCAGCUUCCGCAGUGAGAGAAUCUUUAGCCAACGUUUAUGGUAAUCAGCUUGGUUCCUUUGCGACCAACUUCGAGAGAUCAUUCAACAGUACUCUAAAGAUCCUCAAAGUGAUCAAUUCAUCUCCAUUCCCACAACAGCUUGACAAUAACAACGUUGGGAGUUAUGAUAUAGACCGUUCUACAAUAGACGGAAGCUCUGACUCAGAGCUAUCUGCAAAUGAAGCGAUUCAAGGCAAUGCAAGAACAGCCUCUCCGACGACGAACGAGAUUGUCCUGCACGAAGAGACUCGGCAACAACUCUCUGGUAUCUCUAGAAGCUCAGGAGCAAUGUCUUGGACCAUAGCCGAACGGUCUUUAGAAGAGCAAGCACGAGCGAACGACCUAAAGACGAUGGAGAUUGGUCUUACAAUGAGGAAGCUACGGUUGAAAGAGACGGGUCUAGCGCUAAGCCACGAAUCGAACAAUCUCGAGAAGUCGAAGAUAGAGAUGAAUGUCUCGAAAGCCGCAUUCAGAGCAGAGAAAUACAAAACAGAAUUAGAAGACACGACGAAAGGUGAAAUGGUUACAAAAAUCAUGGACUGGCUCGUCGUGAGUGUCUUCAACACUUUGAUUACCAUGUUGUACGGCGCUUACGUCUUCUCGCAGCAGAGGAUCAUGGAAGCUACCUCGAUAUGCGAACCGUCCGAGGAGUCGAGCUCUUCGUCUUCUUGGUGGGUUCCUAAACAAGUCUCGUCGAUCAACACAGAGUUUAACAUGUUGAUUUGCCGGCUACGAGUUUGGGUACAGAGCUUCUUCGGCGUGUUGAUGAUCCUCGUCUUCACUUACUUCAUAAUCCAACGCUCCUCAGGCGCGAAGCAGGCGAUGCCGGUUACGUUCAUCGUUCUCUUCCUCGGCGUUGUUUGCGGUUUACCUGGUAAGUUCUGCGUGGACACGUUGGGAGGUGACGGUAAACUCUGGCUGCUUCUUUGGGAGAUGUUUUGCCUUUUGCAGUUUCUUGCGAAUGUCUUCACUUUGGGUUUGUAUGGUUUGCUUUAUGGUCCGAGAAGAACCGUGUCGCAUGGGGUUGGGUCGAGCCGUUGUAAUAACGUUAUGUUUCCGUAUUGGGUGAGGCGGAGUUUCUUCUUUGUAUUGAUUUUGUUUGUACUUCCGGCGAGUAACGGUCUUUUGCCGUUUGCUGCAUUUGGUGAAUGGAAAGACCAUUUCGGUGUGGUUGUGUCUGAGCUUCUUCGUGGUGGUGGCUCGGGCUCUGAUGUUUGA
Microthlaspi erraticum is the source of this 1701-nucleotide messenger RNA. NCBI's taxonomy places the organism in Eukaryota, Viridiplantae, Streptophyta, Magnoliopsida, Brassicales, Brassicaceae. The record is from the annotation of a GenBank genome assembly.